UGUACAAUGGCCCUUCAGGAUUGUGAGGUGGGCGUGUGUUGAAAGUUGCCCCCCAUGCACGCACGUGCGGACGCCCUCCCGUGCAAGUCCCGGUCCCCCACAUUUCUCAUCCCUUUUCCUCUUAUGGUCGGAAGGCGACGUCAACGAUGAACGGCUACGGCUCUCCGUACUUGUACGUGGGCGCGCCGGUGUCCCAGCCGCCACGGGCGCCUUUGCAGCGUACUCCCAAGUGCGCUCGCUGCCGCAACCAUGGAGUGCUGUCGUGGCUGAAGGGCCACAAGAGGUACUGCCGCUUCAAGGACUGCGCUUGCGACAAGUGCAUCCUCAUCAUCGAGAGGCAGAGGGUGAUGGCCGCGCAGGUGGCCUUGCGCCGGCAGCAGGCCAACGAGAGCCUGGACAGCCUCAUCCCGGAGGCCCUCAGGGUCGUGCCCGCAGACGGGACUGCGGGGCCGGCCCCUACGGCGACAGCGGCUGCGGUCGCAGCCGGGGAGCCCGAAGCCAGAUGGAAAAGUGCCGAGGAAAGACGAGAAAGUCCCGAGGACGCAAGCGGGGAGAUGUCCGGUGCGGAGACGGGGGGCAGCCCCAGUGAACGGGAUCGUGACCAGGCCAGCUCCCCUGAGGGUUCCAAACCAAACUCUUGCUACACUCCAGAGCCCUCGGACAGCCACCCAGAAGAGAAAGAGGCCAGGGCCGAGAGCCCCCACAAGAGCCCCGCCAGUCCUGGGGGGCGGGCAGUGCUCAUCGAGGGUCUGGCCAGUUCCAUUAACCUACCAUUAGGUCUCAGAGCCAACCGCCCGCCCUUGGAAGUUCUCAAGAAGAUCUUCCCGGGCCACAAGGCCCCCGUUCUGGAGCUCAUCCUACGUGGCUGUGGGGGGGACCUGGUGGGUGCCAUUGAGGUGCUGCUGUCCAGCCGGGGUCCGGAAGGGGGUACGCACCCACACGCUGAGCCGCACCCGGACCCCCUAGCGCUCCCACCCAGCGGGCACCCCUUCGAGCACAACCUGGGCUCCUACCACCCGGUGACAUCUUCCGCCAAGUGGUCAGUGGGUUCCGCUUUCAGGGUGCCAGACUCGCUGCGUUUCACGUCCGAGACGCCCACCCUGGGGGUCCCAUUGCAGCACCCACGCUACCCGUUAGUGUUGCGCAACUCUCUGAGCCGGGGUCCGGGUGGUGCCCUGAUGCACAAUGAUGUGACCCUGUGGAACACCAUGGCCCUGCAACAGCAGUACCAACUGCGCUCAGCCGCCGCUCAAUACGUGUCGCCCUUCGGCCCGGGUGCCACUCCCGGGGGCUCCGUCUUCCGGGGGGCCUCGCUGCUACAUCAACACCACCCUAGAGUCAGCGAGGAGCCGCGUGGCAGCAUUCAGGAGGGGGAGGGCUGCGGGCCCGGGGCCAAGGGAGCCUUGUAUUCGCCUGACGAGGACUACGAGGAACGCUCGGACUCGGCUGAUUCGCGGAUCAUGAACUCAUCCGGCUAGAACUGCCCCCACAAACGACAGUGAGCACCACUCUUGAAUGUACACACUUUUACGUCUACUUCCUAUUAGCAUGUUGUCAAGAUUGUGAGCAUGUGUUGAGUGUGACUAAUAAAAGAAAAUUGGAUGAAAUACAAACUGUCAAAUUUGUUUUAUUGCUCAGCCACGAAAAUGAAUGUCACAAUUCUAGAUUCUUAAUUUGACUACAAAUGGUGAUGAAACACAUGCAGACAGACAGACAAAAUAGAUAUGCAAAUUCCAUCCAUAUGAAAUUAUUAGCUGCCAUUUACAGUGAUAAAUAUCCAAUUCAUUUCGACUGAAAUGGACUGGCUGACAGCAAUAAAAUGAGGACCAGUAUCGACAAGUUUCCUGAACGAAAUAUGGGGCAAAUUUCUGCUUCGAACUUCCGGUUUACAAAAAACCUCACGAGUUGCGGUUGAAGCUAGCAGUGUGUUGACAAAGUUAAAACUGCAAAAUCAAACCAGAGGAACCCACCGAAUCUCCAAAAAUGGACUCAGCAUGAUGUAGAUGAGAUUGUAUGAUUGUUCUUAUCACUUUGUUGAUCAUUCAUGGACAAAAUCAUAACAACCUGUCAGCCUGUGUUGACGUGAGGUAUAGAUUAAUACGCCGGCCACUUGAGUGACCAAAAUGAGGUGAAAUUACAAAUUAUAUUACAUUUGCCGAAUGCAACAGGGCUGACACGGAUUUUGUUGUUACAAAGAAAUGCUACAAGGUAUGUACAUAUAAACAAAAAUAGUAUGAAAUUCUUUUUUAUUGCAGAUAUUGAUCGCAAUAAAACAUUUAGACAACAUGACUGAAUUUCUUAUUUUAUUUAAAACAAUUGGUGCAUGUGCAAAACAGGUCAAUGAAUCACAAUUUAUAAAAUUAUUGGAAAAAUAGCAUACGAGAAUGUGAUAUCAGACAGCAGAGCUUCAGAGCCUCGCCAAACUUUCACCCGACAUUGCGGCCUCCAGACGGGCUUCCUCCCGCUGUCGUCGAUAAUUCUAGCUCCAAUAGUGUAUCUUAAAGUUGCUGCAGUUAAAAAGCUCGUAGCUGGAUCUCGGGAUCGAGCUGAAGGUCCGCCGUGAGGCGAGCCACCGCCUCCGGCCCCAGCCUCUCGGCCGCCCCCGCAUACAACGACAUAGUCUCAAUAUACAGUAUGUCCAUCAAAGUACAGUAAGUGUUGCUGUGAGGCACAUCAACUUAUCUUCCCUUGUCUAACAGCGUUUUCCACUUGUAAACAAACUUACAAAAAACUUGUAACGCUUGCGUUUAUGCUUUGACAUAAUUGUGCCAUCUACACGUACUGAUUAGCAACAGGCUAGCAGCAGAUACAGUAGUUGUAGUAAUAUUAAGAUCAUUAUAAUUACAAUCAUCAUCGUAAUAACAAUAUCAAGGCAACAAGUGCUUUCAUAUGCAAGAUUUUAGUUUUAGUAUUUUUUGAGCACCGGACACAUGAAAAUGCAGGGAUAGGAAGACCAUACCUUCCAUAACACAGCGGCAACAUGGCUACAAAAACACCCGGUCUUUGUGGUGGCACGAGCUUGGUUCCACAUAUGCCUUCAUGAACAUGUUGCCCCUGUCGUGAUGAUGGCAGAUGGAUGCGAUAUUUCCAAAUUUUUAAGGGAUUUUGAUGAGUAAUGUUAUUCCAGCUCCACUGUUGUUUUGGAUGGAGAAAUUCUAAAACGGAAGUUACUUGCAGACAUAAGGAAGUAAAGUGGAUGUACCUCGAAAACUUGUCUAUGAACCUACCUUUAUUUUUAUGUAUGUACUGUAUGCAUGUAUCCUGUAUGUAUCUAUAUUAUCUAUAUACUGUAAGCCUACAAUAAAAAUGACUAAGUUGGCUACAAAUACUGUACAUAAUGAGCCUGCAUGAUUAUAUGUUUAUUUUUCCUGCAGUGCAUCCUAUAGCGAAUGA
Molecule: messenger RNA, 3393 nt
Organism: Corythoichthys intestinalis (scribbled pipefish)
Lineage: Eukaryota; Metazoa; Chordata; Actinopteri; Syngnathiformes; Syngnathidae
Gene: dmrt3a
Product: doublesex and mab-3 related transcription factor 3a
Exons: 3
Coding region: 147-1478 (443 amino acids)
Biological process (GO): regulation of transcription by RNA polymerase II; male sex differentiation
Cellular component (GO): nucleus
Molecular function (GO): DNA-binding transcription factor activity, RNA polymerase II-specific; RNA polymerase II cis-regulatory region sequence-specific DNA binding; protein binding
Source: RefSeq, a predicted model, not a curated record